ACGUGACGGGCCUCCAGGGUGCUCGUGCCAAUCAACGAGUGCAAUGGUGGGAAGCCCGUGCGACUGUCAUAUUUACUUUGUGCUCGAGGAUUACAGUACCAUAGCUCCCUCCGGUCGAGUCAGUUCUAUCGUCUCACAUAACCUUGUUGAUACUCUGUAAGGAUGAAUUCUUGUGCAACAUUCACCAUCCUGUUCAGACCUGUUCAGAGCCGAGUUAACGUCCUGUUGUGCAGGUCAUCCGGAUAUUAUAUGAUCGAUCUUCAUUCCUUCAGAUUUCGGGCAAGAUAUCAUCUUGUCAUGGUAUUACCCGACAAACAUGUGGUUGUUCCCAAAAGAGACGCUAACAAAACUAGCAGCGAAUAUCAUGUCAAUCUUCAGAUGAUUGCCCGAAAUAUUGACACUUGCAUCAUAAUUUUUUUCUGCAGCCCCAUCGACGUACUGUAUCGACGCUCUUCUCCGUAUUGGCAAAUCCUUCGCUCGGUGAAAAAAAAGAAAACAUGAACAGCCACAGUUUUAUUGCGCCACAAAAAUAGCCUCUGCUCUUGUGGGUCGUUCUGUCAUCGGUGGUUCCGGCAUCCGAGCAU
Messenger RNA from Aspergillus ruber CBS 135680, 584 nucleotides. RefSeq lists its product as uncharacterized. The coding region runs from base 163 to 501 and encodes 112 amino acids. The record is from RefSeq and is a predicted model, not a curated record. The transcript has a single exon. NCBI's taxonomy places the organism in Eukaryota, Fungi, Ascomycota, Eurotiomycetes, Eurotiales, Aspergillaceae.